CCGGAAGGACCAAUCCAUCCAUUCGCUGGUGCAAGAGACGUCAACCGGCCUAGGCAGGCAUCCAGCGGAACGCAGAACAGGAUCCAGCACAGGCGGCCGAAGCGUCCAAAGCCAAAGGAGCCAGCGUACCGUACUCAGGCCCCCGUCUACAAUCCCCGUAUCUCUGACCUGGUUUUCGAACGCGCUCUGAAGACUCCAAACAUCUCGUUGACGUCGGAAGAAUUGUUAUCCAUAGCUCCGGAGGUCCGGGCCAAAUAUAGGGACAUUGUAACGCCCAAGAAGGUACCGGCCCCACCAGCGGUACGCCUGCAAGCCACGAUUCAGGAGGUGGAAGACGAGCAAGAUGGCCCUGAACUACCAAACGUGGAGCAGUUGAUUCAUAAUGGACGCUCGAUCCGUCCGGGAGUGCUUGUGCUACCCGAUCCAUACGAGGUUUAUCUCCGGAGUUUAGGUCCGGGGGAGACACCGAAGCAAUUAAUCGUGGCCAAGGAGUCGCAUGCGCUUCGGUCCAUUAUGGGACUUAUUGACAACCAGGAGAAGGUCGAAGCGAUUUUAGAUCCAGGUUCUCAGAUCGUGGCAAUGUCGGAAGCGGUUUGCCACACUUUAGGCCUCCAGUACGACCCCACCAUACAACUCCAGAUGCAAUCGGCAAACAAAACAAUCGACAUGUCUCUGGGACUGGCACACAACAUACCUUUCCAAGUCGGAGAUAUUACCGUUUACCUCCAGAUUCAUGUCAUCAGGGAUCCGGCCUACGAUAUCCUACUCGGACGACCCUUUGAUGUUUUGACGGAGAGUUGCAUCAAGAAUUUCAAAAAUGAGGACCAAACGAUCACGAUCAACGACCCCAACUCCGGGAUUGUUUCCACCAUUCCGACAUUUCCAAGAGGUCGUCCUCGAUUUCGAGGCCCCGCCUCUCGAGCGGGAUGA
Messenger RNA from Gloeophyllum trabeum ATCC 11539, 930 nucleotides. RefSeq lists its product as uncharacterized. The annotation marks the transcript as partial. The record is from RefSeq and is a predicted model, not a curated record. Lineage: Eukaryota; Fungi; Basidiomycota; Agaricomycetes; Gloeophyllales; Gloeophyllaceae. The transcript has a single exon.